AUGACAGUGCUAUCGGUUCCUGUAGCUCUGGCUGCUAUUCAUCUGGCCAUCAAAAGAGCUCGUGCGCAGUUGACCUGGAAAAAUCUGGCCUUACUAUAUAUCUUACUUAAUCUCAAGUCCGCACCCUUUUCGUGGCAUGUUCGUUUAUUCUACCAUUUACUCAGCCGCAUCAAUAUAAAAAAGCAUAUUUAUCCGAAUCCCAAAUCGAAAGAGGACACCAAACCAGGCCAUGUCCAUCCCAUCUUCGUACCGUCGAGUAUAACGAGCAGGACAACACUAUGGGAGACAGAUUACAAUAUUCACAAAUCAAACAGUACCUAUUUCUCUGAUCUCGAUAUUGCCCGUACAACCCUGGUGACAGACUUGUAUAGUCCUGGCCUUGAGCUUGUCAAGCGCGAGAUGAACAAGGAGCUCGAUGCUAAUGGCAAGCAGCUGUACCCGGGCAGGAUUGCCGUGAUGCUGGGAUCUGUAUACUGCACGUUCAAGAAGGAAAUCAAAACGUUCGAAAAAUAUGAGAUGCGGACCAAAAUUGCGGGCUGGGAUGAAAAAUGGCUGUAUAUAUUGACUUUCUUCCUCCGGUUCCCUAAACGAAAGGGGGAGCCUAAAGUUUUGCUUGCCGUUGGCGUGAGCAAGUAUGUUGUGAAAAAAGGCAGGAAAACUGUUCGCCCUGAGAACGUGCUGCGAGCCAGUGGGCUGUUGCCCCCGCGGCCAGCUGGGGAGGAGGCUCCCUCCCCGCCGACAGCACUUGAUACCCCUGUCAAUGGCGAGGCCAUUGGGUCUGGGGAAUCCCUAGACGAGCCUCUUCUCCGCAAAGUGCUGACUCUGACAGAGAACUCGGAUAUUGAUCAGGCUAUGUUGGACAACAUGAAGAAAAAUAACGAAAAUUCUGAGAAGGCUGGUGCCUGGGAUUGGCAUAGGAUCGAAGAGGAGCGAAUUCGGGGCAUGAACGUUGUUCGAUCGUUUGCUAACAUGGACGCAAAGCUCCAUGAAGAAGUUGAUCUAUCCAUGUGA
This is a messenger RNA of Microsporum canis CBS 113480, 1011 nucleotides long. RefSeq lists its product as hypothetical. The record is from RefSeq and is a predicted model, not a curated record. The transcript is spliced from 2 exons. The coding region runs from base 1 to 1011 and encodes 336 amino acids. Lineage: Eukaryota; Fungi; Ascomycota; Eurotiomycetes; Onygenales; Arthrodermataceae.